GUUGUUGUGAAUCAGGAAGCACUGUUCUUUCAAAAUUGGGCGUGUUGUACAACGUUAACAGAUAAAUAAAUUGCCCUCUUUUACUAAUAAGCUUCUUUAAAACGUGACUUACAGCUAUAUACAGUUCAACAAAUACCUUCCUCGGCAAAGGGCAAAGAAAAGAAGACCUUCUGUAGCAGGAUCCUGCAUGGUGGCCGUGUUGUGCAGAGAUGGCGUUGGAGGAAGGGGCACGGAGCUGUCUGCUGCGCUUUCGCCACAGACUGGAGCAGGACAUAAAGCCCUCCUACCUGAUGGACCAUAUGAUCAGUGAUGGUGUGCUGAGUGUGAACGAGGAGGAGAGAAUCAUGAACCAGCCCACCAGGAAGGAUCAGGCUGUGGCCCUGCUGGAGCUGCUGCUUAGGAAGGACAACCGUGGCUACAUCUCCUUCUACAAUGCCCUGAUCAAGGAGGCAUACAAUGAUUUGGCCAAUCUGCUACAUUAUGACCUACCGCAGACGUUACCCGGUGCAUAUAAAAGCUCCUCUGAUGGCUGCACAUCUUAUGUCCAGACAGUGCUCAGUGAAGGUGGCGUACCACAGAGGCCCGUGGUGUUUGUGAGCCGGCCAGAGUUUGUGAACCGCGUCAGGGAGAAACUCUACCGGCUGCAGAAAGAGCCUGGCUGGGUCACUGUCUUCGGCAUGGCUGGCUCGGGCAAAUCCGUCCUGGCGGCUGAGGCUGUCAGACACCAUGGACUCAUCGAAGAGUGCUUUCCCGGAGGGAUCCAUUGGCUGUCCAUUGGCCAGCUGGACAAACCAGACUUAAUGGUGAAGAUCCAGUCAUUGUGUUUCCGUCUUGAGCAGAGCCUGGAUUCCCCCUCCCUCCACCGGCCCCCCAACUCUCUGGAUGAGGCCAAGGAGCGCCUGCGCUACCUCACUCUGCGCAGAUAUCCAAGAUCUCUGUUGAUUCUAGAUGAUAUCUGGGACAGCACAGUACUAAAGGCGUUUGAUAUCCACUGUCGGAUACUUUUGACCACCAGAAAUAGAAGCCUCGCUGACUCUGUUAGUGGUGCCAAAUAUGAGGUGGAAGUGGAGAGUGGUCUGGAUGAAAAGAAGGGACUUGAGAUUCUUGCUCUGUACACUAACACUAAACUCCACGGACUUCCUGAGGAAGCUCGCAGCAUAGUCAAAGAAUGCAAAGGUUCCCCUCUGGUGGUGUCCCUGAUCGGGGCUCUUCUCAAAGAGAAACCCAAUCGUUGGCGUUACUACCUCAACCAGCUGCAGCAGAAGCAGUUCAAGCGUAUAAGGAAGUCAUCGUCUUACGACUACGACGCCCUAGACCAAGCCAUGGAUGCGAGCAUUGAAGUCCUACCUGACGAACAUCGAGAGCUCUACAAGGACCUUAGCGUGUUAGAGAAGGACAUCAAAGUCCCUGCAAAGGUGCUGUCUGUUCUGUGGGACCGGGAGACUGAGCAGGUGGAGGACAUUCUCGAGGAGUUUGUCAACAAGUCUCUGCUUUUUGUGGACAGUAACAAUAAACCCUACCUGUACUACCUCCAUGACCUCCAGCUGGACUUCCUGGUGGAGCAGAAUUGCACCCAGCUCGAGAGCCUCCACAGUAAGGUGGUGCAUCAGUACCAGCAGCACUACAGAGAUGGUCCUCCCACCUCAGGAGAUGAGGAAUGUCUCUACUGGAUCAGAUUCCUGACCCACCACAUGGCCAAAGCCAACCUCUCCCAGGAGCUCUACUCCCUCAUGUUUUCUCUGGACUGGGUUAGCAUCAAGGCCCAGAUCAUGGGCCCAGCUCACCUAAUCAAUGACUAUGUGGAGUAUGGACCCAUUCUGGACAAAGAGAACAGUGAAGUGCGCAGUCAAUUCCAGGAGUUUCUCUCUCUGAACGGCCACCAGUUGGAACAGCGUCCUUUCCCUGACGUGGUGCAGCUUGCUCUGUCUCAGCCACAAACCUCCGAGGUCUACAGACAGGCUCUGCUGCAAGCACAGGGCCGGGCCAGCACGGGGAAACUCUACUUUGACUGGCUGAAUAAGAGCAGCGUAGAGAAUCUGUCCCGUCUGGUGAUCCACCCACACCAGGGCUCCAUCUACUCCGCCUGCUUCUCCCACGAUGGAGCCAAGAUCGCCUCCAGUGGAGCCAGCAAGACACUAAAGGUGUUUAAAAGCACCUCAGGUGAGAAGCUCACAGAGAUCCAGGCCCAUGAUGACGAGGUGCUCUGCUGUGCCUUCUCCCCUGACGACCGUCUACUAGCAACCUGCUCCAGUGACAGGAAAGUCAAGGUGUGGAACGUGGAGCGAUCCAUGCUGCUGAGGGUCUUUGAGGAGGAGCAUGAAGAGCAGGUCAACCACUGUCAGUUUACCAACACGACACAACGCGUCCUGCUGGCCACCUGCUCCAACGACAAGUUCUUGAAUGUCAAGCUGUGGAACCUCAACAAGCCAUCCUCCCAGAACACCAUGUUUGGCCACUUUGAGCCAGUCAACCACUGCUGUUUCUCUCCUGAUGACACCUAUUUGUCCACUUCCUCCAACGACGGUACCGUCAAGCUAUUUCAGGUGUCGUCUGCCAAUGAGUGGAAGACAAUCAACGUGAGAAACAUGUUUGCAGAGAGUGAUGAAGAGGUCCUUGUCAAGUGCAGCACCUGGACUGCUGAUGGCAAACACAUCAUAUGUGCAGCCAGGAACGCUGCUCUGGUGUUUGAUGUGGAGACAUCGGACAUGUUGUUGGAGAUCAGAACGAAUCGUCUGAGCACGGUGCAAUACUGUCACGCCUGUUCUACCAGUAACCUGCUGGCGAUCGCAUUCUCAAACUACGCUGUGGAGCUGUGGGACUUGGAGGCCAAUAAGAAGAUGGCUGACUGCAGCGGGCACCUGAGCUGGGUCCAGCGUGUCCAGUUCUCUCCUGACGGCUCACAGCUGCUCUCCUGCUCUGACGACCAGACUGUCAGGUUAUGGGAGACUAACAAGGUGCACACCUCCUCAGCUGUCUGCCUAAAAAGAGACUCAGACGUUCUCUUCUAUGAUGAAGAAAUCAUCGUGUCAGCUGCAGAUAACUGCAACAGACUGCAGGUGCGUGAUGGCAGGACAGGAUCAGUGCUGUUCCAGUCGGAGGAGAAGUCGUCCAGGAUCCGGUGUACGUGUAUGUGCAGACAGCCCUCUGCUGUGGCCCUGGGCCAGGAAGAUGGCACUGUACAGACAGCAGGGCUGACAGCUAGAAAGGUACUGAGGACACUUGGCUGCAGGAUCCAGCGACUGUUGACCUCUUUCAGGGGUUUGAUUCUGGCUGUAGGGCUAUGCACAGGCAGCGUGCAGGUAUUGGAGGUGCCCUCUGGGAAGAUCCUAGCCACUCUGCUGGGACACACCAAGACGGUGCUGCACUGCCGGUUCAGCCACAAUGGCCAAACACUGAUCACAUCCUCCGAGGACACCACCAUAAGGGUGUGGAGGUGGCAGUCUGGGGAGUGUAAAGUACUUCAGGGUCACAAGGAACAGGUCCGAUGCUUCUCUCUGCUCUACACCUUGCCCGUCGACACAAGAUUGCUGUCCUGGUCCUUCGAUGGCACUGUCAAGAUGUGGGACCUAGAAAGUGGAGAGAAGAUGCAGGACAUCCAGGCUCAUCGGGGAGCCAUCCUGUCCUGUCAUGUAUCGCCAGAUGGAUGCCUCUUCGCCACCACCUCUGCUGACAAGACUGCUAAGUUGUGGCAGUGUGAGUCCUGGCAGUUUGUCCACACCCUGAGCGGCCACCAAGACUGUGUCCGAAGCUGCCGAUUCUCCUGGGACAGCCAAUGCCUUGCAACAGGAGACGACAACGGAGAGAUUCGGCUCUGGAGUGUCAAGGACGGCUCUUUGCUGAGGAUUUGUUCCCGUGACGGGAAGGACGGCAUGGAUUCACUCCACGGAGGCUGGGUGACCGACCUGCACUUCUCCCCAGACAACUCUCUUCUGGUCUCGACUGGCGGUUACGUCAAGUGGUGGGAUGUGGAGAAAGGCGAGGCCCUGCAGACCUUCUUUCCGACCGGAACAGCGUUGAAGAGGAUCCACGUCUCAGCCGACUUCUCUACCUUUGUCACCAUUGACAGUAUCGGCAUUCUCUACAUCCUGGAGAGGGUAGUGUGAGAAGGUGCCAACUCUGCUCCAAAAGACCACAAAAAAGAAAGGAACAAAACACCAUAAUGGAACCAAACACUAGGUGUGUCCCCGACUAAGAAUUUACAUAGUAGAAUCAGAUUUGUCAAGUCUUGCCUAUCACCGACUGAUAGUGGAAUUAGGGGGCUGACUACAGUGAUGAAAUAUUCAGUUGUGAUAAGAUGGUGUGUGUAAAGCUCCUUUUUGUAUGAAAACAUGCAACUGAUUAGAACACAGACAUAAAAAGAGUAGCUCCUUAUUGUAUAAGUGUUGCAGGGGUGUAGAAGAUUAAUUGAAAGAGGUUUGGAGCUUGGGCACUCGUGUGUCACCUUAGCAGUUAGCAGCUGGCCCCCUGUGAUGAGAAGCGGAGCGCACGGAGCAAAAGUCUGCUGUCCUGCAGCGCACACUCUAUACUUCUUUCACAAUCCUCUUGUCAUGAAUUUUGUUCUGCCACAAACGCAAGCGUUGCCUCUUUUUGGAUAUUGGAUAUGUGGAUUUGGUAAUCAUUGGGGUGGACGGAUCAUAUUGAGAAGAUGUAUUAAAAGCUUCUUUCUUUUCACAUUUUUAUUUACAGCAUUAUAUGUUGAUAUUUAUGUCAUAAUAUGCUGUAUAUUAACUUAUUGGGAGAAAACAGGUAGUUAUAUGGGUUAGGGUUAGGCAUAACGCCUCUGCGAAGAUUGGACUGUGAGAUUGCCAGUCAAAUCAGGCUCCUUUGAUCGAAGCAUCGAUUAUUCCACUAUUCGGGGCCAUCCCACCCCUACCUUACAGGCUGUACACAGACGUAGACAUGUUUUGUUCCAUUAAGGACACUUGCAGGAAGCUAAACUGAAAGCUGCGGCAUCCCAGAACUAAACAUUUCUCAGAUACUACGUUUACAUUUCCACUGCACUAUUUCUUCAGCCUUACGAUAGAGCAUUACAGACAUUCAGUUUCACUUCUGACUCGCUAACUUGACUCUACCGGUUUACACCAGCUUUAAAUGAAAAACUGCUGAUCAACUGUUGGGAGUGUAGAUGCACCAUGACUGCUCAAAGAGUCUUAAGAUUCCUGCUCUAGUCCCUCUGUUUUACACAUAAAGGAAGUAAAUGCAAAGACAUGGAUUUUGUAGAUAAAAUAGAGCAGAAUCUCUUAUAAAAAAACAAGGAAAGGUGCAUUAAAAACACAACAGCCAGCGUUUGUGACGAUCAGGUCUUCUCGAGCAGAUCUUUUAAAUAAUUAAUACCUAGUAAAUAGGUUAAUAUCAACAGGUUACGGAUAUGUCAUGCUUGCAUCAAAUGUGAAUCAUAAAUGUUAAUCUAUAUUGCAUUAGGGCUAAACAUAAUUGAAUGUGAUCUGAGAGAUUUUCCAGUCUGCUGUAUGUGAUCGAUAUACAGAAGCUAUGGUGCAUGUCAUGGAAUUGACUUGUUUAUGCUGUGAUGGUUUUGAACUUUAAUUCUUUUUUUAUGUUUGUGUUUUGAGGGCAAAUCUUCUGUGUCUGUUUAUUGACACUGCAGCCUUAGUCUAAAUGUGACUACUGUAGGUACUGGAGGGUAUGUAUGUUUUGUGUAUAUGGAUUCAAUCCACCAGCGUAGAUAACAUUUUUGGUGCACUUUCAUAAGCAUUAAAAAUUGAUAGAUAGAUUAAGCUUUAAUGAUGAGGCAUUUAAAUUUGAAUCUGAAAUCUUUUGAAAGCCUGUGAGUCCAUUUGUACACCUGAACAAUUUGUACUUUGAACUUAGAUCAAAGGUAAAUGUUUUCUACAGGAAAAUGGCAGACUGAUGUAUAAUUUAUAAUCAAAUGUCCACACGCUAAUGUUAAAAGGCACUUUUUUUCACACAUUUUUAUCUGCAUGUUGUCAAACUACUGAGCCUUUUCCUGUUCUGAGCACUUUGAAGCAGGAGUUACAAUCUUUCAUACAGUCUUUGCUGAUAUAGCUUUGUUCAGACGCAUUAAAAUGGAUCCUUGCUUUGAUUUGACAAUACAAAUGAGUGCUUAUUCUUAAAUAUGUGACCGAGAGAUUACAGCUUGCCUAUCAAACCUAUUCAUUGCAGUGAUCCAGACUACAGGUCCAUUAGGAGACAAUAAAUGAAUAAAUGUAAGGAUGCACAUUUUUUAACAAUGCUGUUGCCUUUUUCAUGUUGUGCUCUUCCUGGUUGGUGCUUUAACGUCUCUCUAACAAAAUUCCUGAAAUAUUGAUUUCUGCUCAGGAUGGGUUGAUAACAAUGUGAGUGUAAUUUAUAAAAGAUUAAACUACACACACUAUGAUCAUAA
This is a messenger RNA of Perca fluviatilis (European perch), 6361 nucleotides long. It is a transcript of the gene apaf1, whose product is annotated as apoptotic peptidase activating factor 1. The record is from RefSeq and is a predicted model, not a curated record. Gene Ontology annotation, molecular function: ADP binding; protein binding. Gene Ontology annotation, biological process: regulation of apoptotic process; apoptotic signaling pathway. Lineage: Eukaryota; Metazoa; Chordata; Actinopteri; Perciformes; Percidae. Gene Ontology annotation, cellular component: apoptosome. The transcript has 28 exons. The coding region runs from base 210 to 4103 and encodes 1297 amino acids.